This is a messenger RNA of Sabethes cyaneus, 2347 nucleotides long. It is a transcript of the gene ergic53, whose product is annotated as protein ERGIC-53. NCBI's taxonomy places the organism in Eukaryota, Metazoa, Arthropoda, Insecta, Diptera, Culicidae. The record is from RefSeq and is a predicted model, not a curated record. The transcript has 5 exons. Gene Ontology annotation, molecular function: D-mannose binding. Gene Ontology annotation, biological process: endoplasmic reticulum to Golgi vesicle-mediated transport; Golgi organization; endoplasmic reticulum organization. The coding region runs from base 86 to 1648 and encodes 520 amino acids. Gene Ontology annotation, cellular component: endoplasmic reticulum membrane; COPII-coated ER to Golgi transport vesicle; endoplasmic reticulum-Golgi intermediate compartment.
CUCCUUUCCCAAAAACCACACAAUCCAUUAAACAGCGUGAAACUUCCAGCUCACAUAUUCAGUGCUGUUCCAGCAGUUCGUAAAAAUGGCUGUUGUUCGGUUGACAUGUUUGUCAACUUUGCUUCUGCUAGCCACAGCAGCCUUGGUCGGUUCGAACCUGCCGGGUGUAAACGGAAAUACCCAUCUGGUGCACAGGCGUUUCGAGUACAAGUAUUCGUUCAAACCUCCCUAUCUGGCGCAGAAGGAUGGAACCGUCCCGUUCUGGGAAUACGGUGGCAACGCCAUCGCCAGCUCGGAGAACGUCCGAAUAGCGCCUUCGCUUCGCAGCCAGAAGGGUGCGAUUUGGACCAAGCACAAAACCAGCUUCGACUGGUGGGAGGUGGACAUAGUCUUCCGAGUUUCCGGUCGGGGACGAAUCGGUGCCGAUGGGCUGGCUUUCUGGUACACCGCCGAGAAGGGAGACUACAAUGGGGACGUGUUUGGUUCCUCGGACCAGUGGGUCGGUCUCGGCAUUUUCUUCGAUUCGUUCGACAACGACAAUAAGCACAACAAUCCGUACAUUUCCGCUGUGCUGAAUGACGGAACCAAGAAAUUCGAUCAUCAGAACGAUGGUUCCACGCAGCUACUGUCUGGAUGCCUGCGGGAUUUCCGUAACAAACCGUUCCCAACGCGCGCCAAAAUUGAGUACUACAAUAAUAUUCUCACCGUGCUGUUCCACAAUGGAAUGACCAAUAACGAUCAGGACUACGAGAUGUGCUUCCGAGCGGAAAAUGUGGUGCUGCCAAAGAACGGUCACUUCGGUAUCUCGGCUGCUACCGGUGGCCUGGCUGAUGAUCACGACGUGUUUCAUUUCCUCACCACUUCGCUACACAUACCUGGUCAGAUCAAGGAAGAAGUUCCCCACGAUCAGGACCAAGCAAAGCUAACUCAAGAAUAUCAGGACUAUCAGAAAAAGUUGGAAUUGCAGAAGGAGGAAUACAGAAAAGAACAUCCCGACGAGAACAAAGAGGAUUUGGACAAUUGGUUCGAAGAUUAUAAUGCGCGGGAAUUGCGACAAAUUUGGGAGGCUCAAACUGCUACUCACGAGCAGCUCAGAUCUCUCAGCACAAAGUUGGACGAAGUGAUUGGUCGUCAGGAGCGUACCCUCGGACUGCUGUCGGUACAGGGUGGUACUGGUGCACCUCCACCGCAUAUCCAACAACAACAACAGCAACAUGGAGGCCCUCCGCAAAUCGGCACUGGAGCAGGAAUUCAACGACACGAAAUAGAUGGACUUUUACAAAAUCAAAAUAUUAUGGUGCAAACCGUACGCGAGAUCCGUUCGAUCAUUGGUGAGGUUCAUGCCAGAACCGACUCGAUACUGAAAAACCAGGCCCAAGCCCCGACUGCACAAAUACAGGGUGGUGGCUAUGAUAUGCAGAGCCUGAUGCACGAAAUGCGUGACGGUAUGAAUCAGCUGAAGCAGGGUGUUGCGGGCGUUUCGCAGAGACUCCAGCAGCCGCAUGCACAGGCUGGCACGGCGUGCCCCACUCAGAACUGCCUCAGUAUGACGGCAUUUCUGGUAACGAUCGUUAUCCAUUUGGUAGUGAUACUAGGCUACAACAUGUACAGAGACAGUAAGGAUGCGCAAGCGAAAAAGUUCUACUAAAAAAUUGGAACGACAUAAACCAUCAAGAAGCCACUAGAGUUAAUACGAGAUAAGACGAGAGAGUGUGCGUGUGUGAUAAUAUAUGUGUCAAACCUCUGCGCUGAUACUAAAAAUACGCAAAAUACAGACUGUCUAUCCUUCUACUAAUCGAUGCAACAGCUACAACACAAGCAACAGCCGUACACAGCAGCAAUUUUUUCAGUAUGAUUACGAUUAUAAUUAUUAUUUACAACAUGUAACAUGUUACAAAAUGAAAGGUACUAUAUUGGAUUACGGAAUUUUCAGCAACAAACAAACUUGGUUGCAGAAGAAUAAAACAGCAGCAAAAUUUCCAGGAAACUUUUGAUUUGUAGCAAAUAGAAAAUAGAAUAGUUAGGUCAGAACCAUGUGGAACUACGUAGCAGCAACCGGCAGAUGAUGAAGUCGGCGCCGUAUACCUAGAGCAUUUAUUACUUAAUCGCACUCGAAACGAAAUCUAACCUAAUCCUUGUAUACUGCGUUACGCGUAUGGUGCGAACAGUAUAUCUCGUCAGUUCUCAUACAUCUUCCGUUGAACUAUUCGCUUUAUUUUUUGAGAUACCCAUAGGUUGAUGUUUUAAAUGAUUUUUAUCAGUAACACUUUGGUACUGAUUCGGUUGUCUCUCAUUAGUGGCCAGAUGUACUGCAGAUGUGCAGAAUUAUACGACAUUGCAACCUUGU